Messenger RNA from Protobothrops mucrosquamatus (brown spotted pit viper), 2241 nucleotides. RefSeq lists its product as uncharacterized. NCBI's taxonomy places the organism in Eukaryota, Metazoa, Chordata, Lepidosauria, Squamata, Viperidae. Gene Ontology annotation, molecular function: nucleic acid binding. The transcript is spliced from 5 exons. Gene Ontology annotation, biological process: DNA integration. The record is from RefSeq and is a predicted model, not a curated record.
AUGCUCAAAGUGCAGCAUAAGGCUUUCCAAGGCCUAUUAGAUGUGGUGGUGGUUGGGGGUGAUCGUACGAGUCUAAUUGGACUCGAUUGGUUCGAGGCCCUGGGAAUCCAGGUAACUGGCCUACACAGCCUGCAAACUACAGGAAUUGCAGAAGUCUGCAGAGAGUUUGUGGAUGUGUUUAGUUCAGAGCUUGGUUCAUACAAGGGGCCUCCCAUUGCCCUGCGGUUAGACCCAAACAUCACACCGGUUAGGAUUAAGCCUAGGAGGGUGCCCUUCGCCCUCAAGGGCAAGAUUGAUGCUGAGCUGGACAAGCUGCUCCAGCAGGGCAUCUUGGAACCUGUGGACUCCAGUACAUAGGAAACCCCCAUUGUAAUGCCUUUAAAGGCUAAUGGGGAAGUCCGAAUUUGCGCGGACUAUAAAUGUACUUUGAAUACAGCUUUGCAACAGCAUGCAUAUCCUAAACCAGUAGUGAGUCAUAUUCUGGCCUCCCUCAAAGGGGGAAAGCUGUUUGCAAAGCUUGAUUUAGCACAGGCCUAGCAACAGCUACCUGUUGAUGAGGCAACUGCUGAGGCCCAAACAAUAGUGACCCAUAGGGGCGCUUUUAAGGUAAAAAGGUUACAAUUUGGGGUGAAUGUUGCUCCUGGCAUAUUUCAGAGAAUCAUGGAGCGCACGCUCAGGGGUAUUCCGGGGGUGUGCCCCUACUUCGAUGACAUCCUCAUCGCAGGGGAGUCAUCACAGAAUUUGGCUGAGAGGUUCCGGGCUGUGUUGCUGAGGUUCCGCCAAGCGGGCCUCAAAUUGAAAAAAGACAAAUGCAAAAUUGGAGUUACUUCCACAGAAUUUUUAGGCUUUAAAAUAGAUGCUCAAGGCAUCCACCCUGCAGAAUCCAAACUGAAGGCCAUUCGGGAGGCCCCAAGUCCCAAGUCUAAAAGUGAGCUUCAGGCUUUCUUGGGACUUCUCAACUUCUAUCAUGCUUUUCUUCCCCAUAAGUCUGUCCAGGACAGGAGUUUUAAAGAGGUCAAGGCCUUGCUCUUAUCAAAUGCUGUAUUAACACAUUUUAACGAGCAACUGCCUGUGUGCAUCGCUUGUGAUGCAUCCCCUUAUGGGGUGGGUGCAGUACUCAGUCACCUGAAGGCUGAUGGGACACAAGUCCCUGUGGCUUACUACUCAAGGACUCUGUCAUCUGCAGAGUGGAAUUACGCUCAGAUUGACAGAGAAGCCUUGACCAUAGUGGCUGGCAUAAAGAAAUUCCAUGAUAUCUUAUAUGGCUGCCACUUCAUGGUCUAUACAGAGCACAAGCCUUUGCUGGGGUUGUUUACAAUGACCAAACAAACCCCACACAUCAUAUCCCCACGUAUGCUGAGGUGGUCCAUUUUCCUGUCAGCAUAUGACUACACGCUCAUUCACAAACCUGGGAAAGAAAUGGGCCAUGCCGAUGGCCUCAGAUGGCCUGACACAUGUCCAGAUGCUGCGUUUCAAAGCUUCUGGCUAAGGAGGCACGAACUGUCUACAUUUAAUGGGUGCCUGUUAUGGGGUAGUAGAGUAGUUAUCCCAGCCUCACUGAGGUCUAGAGUCUUGUUAUCUCUGCAUGAGGGACAUCCGGGCAUUGUGCACAUGAAAGCGCUUGCACGCAGCCAUCUUUGGUGGCCUGGGCUUGAUAAAGCUAUCGAGGCCCAGGUGCACGGGUGCCAGGUGUGCCAACAGUCAUGGCCUGAAAUGCCUCAGGCCCCUGUACACAGGUGGGAGGAGACACAAACCCCUUGGUCAAGGGUACAUUUAGAUUAUGCUGGGCCCUUUCAGGGGCAAUUCUUCCUUAUCCUGGUGGAUAGCCAUUCCAAGUGGCUAGAGGUUGUACCUGUCUCCUCCACUACUACUGCUAGGACCAUCCAGGUGUUGAGAGGAAUCUUUGCUACCCAUGGACUUCCUGAUGUCCUCGUCUCUGACAAUGGCCCCCAGUUUACUUCUCUUGAGUUCCAGGCUUUCCUACAGGCCAACUUGAUCUGGCAUGCAAUGUCAGCUCCUUUCCACCCUUCCACCAACGGGCAAGCUGAACGGAUGGGGGCAGUGCCGAUGUCUGGUGGGCUUCUCAUGAAGGCCGCAAAUGAACGACACGACACAAGGACUUCUCGUGAUGAGAGCCUAGAGCAUGUCUGGGAUGAGUCGCCCAGAGCUGACUCCAAAACCCCCUUUUAUUGUGUUUGGGAUAAAAUGGGUGGUUACAGAAGGUGCGUCUGCAAGGCUUAA